UUUGUCUCGCGAGAGUUGGCAACUGUGGUGUGGAGUCAAAAGUCCAAAACCCGAAAACAAGUCGAAGUCACUGGGCCGUUCUCGCGCUGUAGUUUAAUAUAAACUCUUCGAAAGCAUGCCGCCGGCUCUGUUCACCGUCGUUGGGAUUACAGCUGGGGCUGCUGGUGCCGCACUUCUGGCCCCGUUUGUGCUCGGGAUGGCUGGUUUUACAGGCGCCGGUAUUGCAGCAGGCUCUACGGCAGCUGGCAUGAUGUCAUCAGCAGCCCUUGCCAACGGGGGCAGUGUGGCUGCAGGAAGUUUGGUUGCUAUCCUCCAGUCUGCAGGUGCUGCUGGUUUGUCUGCAACAGCAACAGCUGGUGUGGCAUCUGUGGGUGGUGCUACAGGAGCUCUAGUAGGUGGAGCAGUUGAUUUGCUGAAGAGGAUGAGGAAAUAAAUGUACUGGAGUCCAAAGAGCUUCUGAUCACAGCUGGCUACCAUGAAGUGUUUAGCAGCAGAUUCUGUGUGUUUAAUUGUCUGUAGCUUGAUUUUAAACAUUUAAUCACAUUUUCAAAAUAAGAAUGUAAGCACCCAAAACACACUUUUGUGACAAAUUAUGGGGUCAUUCUACAGCUCUAAGUCCCACUAAAAUGUGGUCUAUUCAUAAAGGAUCAUAUACAUUUAAAUUUAUGUUCUAAAAGCACUUUUACAUUGUUUACAUCCUGUUCAUUGUUAUUAGUCACUGUUUUGCAAAGAUUGUGACAAUCUAUCUACUUUAAAACGAAUUCAUGAGGUAAAUUUGUUUCUAAUCAUGUAACCAAUUACAUUUACAGACACUUUGUAAUCCGCAGUUACUUACAAAUGAUGACCAGCACAAACGUGUGAUUAAAUCAUGGAGAAAAUAAAGUUUCAAUACAG
Messenger RNA from Onychostoma macrolepis, 894 nucleotides. Its product is annotated as interferon alpha-inducible protein 27-like protein 2A. Gene Ontology annotation, cellular component: mitochondrion; membrane. The transcript has 4 exons. Bases 116 to 433 code for a protein of 105 amino acids. Lineage: Eukaryota; Metazoa; Chordata; Actinopteri; Cypriniformes; Cyprinidae. Gene Ontology annotation, biological process: apoptotic signaling pathway. The record is from RefSeq and is a predicted model, not a curated record.